AUGUGGCAGGUGGCACAGCGAAAGGAUGUGAUGGACUAUGGAAAACUGGAGGAAUUUGUGUCUUUGGUGACAGAGACAGUCCCUGAGUUGCUUACUUGUAAGCAGAGGGCUCAGCUGCUUCUACGUUUACGAGCAAGGAGUGGGGAUGCGGAGGCUGAUGCUGAGGAGGCCAUCUUCCUGGAGCUGGUCCAAACGCUGCUGAACGACACAGCCGAGAGGGAGCAUUUUUUUCAGGAGGUUUUCCCAUAUGAGUAUGGCCCAAAUUAUGACUCAGACCUACAGCUGCUGGUGUGGGAGUUCCUGUCCAGGCUAGAGAAACUACUGCCAGUACCUGAUCUUGGACAGACAGUGUCAUGGCUCAGUGCUGCCCCCUCUGUUUUGGAUGAGUGUUUGCAGUCAAUAUCAGAUCAGGAAGGCCUUAAAACACUGCUCCAGCACCACACAAGUCUUGAGAACUUAGGGACACAAGGUCGUACGGUGGAAAUGUCUUCGCAGGUCUUCGCUUGUUCCCACUGCCCGUUUUUUCACAUGCAGGAGUCUUACCUCCGUCAGCACAUAGAGAAGAAUCAUCCAGAGGAGCAAGACAAGCUCCAGAAUGCUACCGAGGACCCAUCGUCACGCAGGAGGAAGUUUAAGCCUGUGAAGUUUCCAAUGCCUUUCCCCAUCUCAGAGGUGGAAGUGCCACAGCCUGGUGGUCACCUGUGUCCCCAGUGCGGAAAAACUUUCACCCGCUCCUCGGACGUGACCAGACACCAGCGUAUCCACACCGGGGAGCGUCCUUAUGUCUGUAAGGAGUGUAACAAGGGUUUUAAAAACUCCUGGGAUCUCACGAGGCACGAACGCAUCCACACAGGUGAGAGGCCCUUCUGCUGCCCGCAGUGUGGGAAGGGCUUCACACAGCUGGGCUUACUGAAGCUGCACUAUGAACGUUCACAGUGCAAACAGUCUGAGGGCAACCCUUUGGUGUUGCAGGCCGACAAUGCCAAGUACAAUAUGAAGGGAACGUACAAGUGCCAGAAAUGCGGAAAGAGCUUUAAUUCUAUCCUGGAGCGGUUGCAGCACAGGCAAACCCACAUUGUGAAACAUCAGUACAAGUGCUCUCAGUGUGACAAGUCAUACAGUCGGCAGUCCGACCUGAAAAGACACCAGAUGAAACACUCUGGGGAGAAGCCCUUCCCUUGCGAGGAGUGUGGCAAAAGGUUCACGCACUGGUGGAUUCUUCAGAAACACCAGUACACCCACAGGAAUGAACGUCCGUUCCCUUGUGAGGAGUGUGGCAAGAGUUUCUCGCAGCUGCAGAUCUUGCAAAGGCACCAGAUGACUCACAGUGGACACCGGCCAUUCCCUUGCUCCCUGUGCGAAAAGAGCUUCACACAGCUGGCUGGACUGACCAGGCACCAGCGCAUCCACACUGGGGAGAGACCAUACAAUUGCACUGUGUGCGAAAAGACUUUCCUCACCCAUGGCGAGCUGGCACGGCAUUCCAGGAGCCACACAGACGAGAGGCCAUUCCCUUGCACCGAGUGCCCUAAAAGCUUCAAGACCAAGCGGGCACAAAGGGAACACAUGAAUACCCACACCGGAGAGAGACCUUACUCCUGCAACACGUGCGGGAAGACAUUCUCCAAGUCCACAUCGCUGGUGAGGCACAACCUGAUACACACUGGCCAGAGGCCACACGAAUGCACCCAGUGUGGGAAGUCAUUCCUCACCUCCGGAGAGCUCUUGUUACACACGCGGAUACACACAGGUGAACGACCUUACCCGUGUCCGCAGUGUGAGAGGAGGUUCAGGUGUUCGUCUGACCUGACAAUGCAUUUGAGGACUCACACGGGGGAACGACCUUUUGCCUGCAACGAGUGCAAGAAGACAUUCUCGACAACGACGAGACUCAAAAGGCACAUGCUGACACAUCGGAGACGGCGGAUGCAGGUCACUGUUACUCUGUGACAUUUGGUCAAGAUGGAUAGAAAUGUGGUUUUGAAUGCUGAGGUCACACAAGUGUUCUGUCAGGAGUUUUCUUAAAGAUGUGUUUCACAGUGUGUUUUCAGUAGGAAUAAG
This is a messenger RNA of Chanos chanos (milkfish), 2061 nucleotides long. Its product is annotated as zinc finger protein 2 homolog. The record is from RefSeq and is a predicted model, not a curated record. NCBI's taxonomy places the organism in Eukaryota, Metazoa, Chordata, Actinopteri, Gonorynchiformes, Chanidae. Bases 1 to 1950 code for a protein of 649 amino acids. The transcript has 5 exons.